GUCAUCUUCACAUUUAAAAUGAUCGUACCAAGUGAAAGUCAUAGCUUGCCAGACUUUUUAUUGUGCUUUCGUCAUGAUCAUUGAACGAUUAAUUCAUGUUCACUAUCGAUAAGUUCACGCAAAGUUUAGCCUCUAGCCUAGGUCAAAGUUAAAUAUAAUGAUACAACAUUAUCAUUUUGAUUGUUAUACGCUUUUAUAGAACAAAUCUCAUAGCUUUCCAUUGAUGGUACAUCCUUAAGAAAUCUGAGAUUCUGGUAGAAGAGCAGAGGACGUGCAGGAUGUAUAUAUAGUGUGGAGGAGACAACACAAAUUUUGCAUCUAGUGUCGAUGGCAGUUGACAAAAAAGCACCUUGAAAAGAACUGUGUGGCUAUUCAACUGGAUUUAUUUUGCCUUUUUGGUAUUAUUAAUUACAUUAUACAAAAAUCAAUGACUAAGUAAUCUGUAAGGAAUAAAGGAAUAACAGUGCAUCUUGCUUUGGAAAGGGUUGGCAUUUACAAUCAAGAAUAAACUGUUCAUUAUUAUAACCAAAAAUCACAAGUUUUGUCAAUGUAUUAUAGUGGUAAUAACCACUAAAAGAAUGUUAUAAAAUAAAAUAAGAGUCCAGCGUUUAAAACAUCAACCACCAAUGGUACAGAAGGCAGCAGUGUUGACUCAGACUGGGGGUGCAGUGACCAUGCGUCCGGAUGGGGGCCCAGCAACUGGAGAACCGGUUGGCGGGUCAUCUGCAACCGGGGUAACCGGACCAGCGAAGCAGGAUGAAAUAGACUCAGAUUUGCCGUCUCAAGACAUGGCUAAGGAGUUUUACGCCAAGUAUGAUCCAAAAGAAGUCCUUGGCAGGGGAAUAAGUAGUACAGUUAGAAAAUGCACAGAAAAAAAUACGGGUAAAGAAUAUGCUGUGAAGAUAAUCGAUAUCAGCGGCGAAAAGACUGACAAUUAUCAGGCGGAACAAACAAAACGUGACACAAUACGAGAGAUUAACAUCCUUCGCAUGUGCAUAAGUCAUCCUCAAAUUAUUGAACUUCAUGACGCCUUUGAAACACCUACCUUUAUUUUCCUAGUCUUCGAAUUGUGCAAACAGGGGGAGCUGUUUGACUACCUCACCCAAGUUGUGACUUUAUCAGAGAAACGUACCAGACUAUUCAUGAAGCAGUUGCUGACAGCUGUGGAGUAUUUACACAGCAAAAACAUUGUCCAUAGAGAUUUAAAGCCAGAAAACAUCCUGUUGGAUGACAACCUCAACCUCAAGGUAUCCGACUUUGGGUUUGCCACGGUGCUGGGUCCUAAUGAGGAACUCUCAGAGCUGUGUGGUACGCCAGGGUACCUAGCGCCGGAGGUCCUGGCAGUGUCCAUGUAUGAUAACGUGCCGGGGUACCGCCAUGAGGUGGACAUGUGGGCGUGUGGUGUCAUCAUGUACACACUCCUGUGUGGGGCGCCCCCAUUCUGGCACCGCAAGCAGAUGCAGAUGCUGAGAAUGAUCAUGCAGGGAAACUACAAGUUUGGCAGUCCGGAAUGGGAUGACAUUACUCAGACUGCAAAAGAUCUGAUCUCCAAGCUAUUGGUGGUGGACCCAAGACAGCGAAUGACGGCCAGACAGACGCUCAAUCACCCUUUCUUCAAGAUAGAGGAGGUGACAUCUGAGAAGAAAUUCUUUGCGAAGCGACAUUUUAAGGCCUCUGUCCACUGUGUUAAGUUCUUCUACAGACUGAAGUUUUUCUUCAAAAACCCACCACCCGUCUCAGCAGAUGUGAUCAAAUCGAACCCUUACAGCAUCAAGUUGUGUCGCAAACUUCUAGACACAUGCGCUUUCAAAAUGUAUGGACACUGGGUGAAGAAAGCAGACAAUCAGAAUCGUGCGGCAUUGUUCGAGCAUGUCUCGCGUGAAGAAUGGCAGAAUGUGUUUCCCAGAUGAUUUCGGUCAUGUGCAUAGUGUUAGAUCAAAUGUGUCUCCUAGGUUUUAGUUAGGAUCAACAAAUUUCCAGUGUGAUUGCGAACCAUUUUCUGAUAAUUUGUAGGGGUGUCUGAACUUCAAGGCAAUUGAUGAUAGAUACUUUUCAAUUUAUUUGUAAUCCAUACAUACACAUGUUGUACAUGUAUCUGUUCAUAGAUUUCCGUCUUAAAUAAGGACAAGAAAUAAACCUAUUACGAAUACACCAAUCUUGUAGAUUAAUUGAUUCGUGUUCUGAGAAAACUGGGCAUAAUGCGUGUGCGUAAAAUGUCGUCCCAGAUUCAAUUGAUGAUUAUAAGACAUCACAACAAAUGUUAUCAACAGUAUAUGCUUCAGUUGUUAAAGGGAAGGUCAAGAGAUACUGGGAUGAAAAAAGAAUAACAUAUGGAAGCCAUUAGUUUCAACAGUUUCCAACGCUGUCAUUGGUGUAGAUGACACCAAUCUGUGUUCAUUUCGAUAUCAUUCAUAUGGUUUCCAGGACGUUGCCGAAUCUUUCAUAUAUAUGUUAAAUUUUUGUGAACUGUGAUAGGAUUUUAAUAUUCACUGUUUAUGUUUUUUUUAUUUGUGCUUUCCUUAAAUUUGUGCUUUUUGGGGAUGUGAAUGUAAUCAUAUAAAAAAAAAAUUGUUAUGAAAAAAAAAUAAUCUAGCACUUUUUCUGAUUAUUUUUUGUUAUACAGGAAAACUGCAAUAACUCGAGGAAGCAUGGGACUGACCUCCAUGCUCGAGUAAUCGCAGGUUUCGUGUAAUCCAUGGUAUUAUUUGUUUUCAUUGUCUCGGUUGAUGAUGCUUAACUCUGACCGCAAACGCUUUAUUUACAUUUAAGACGGUGCUAGAAAAAGAAAAGGCUUUUAUAACAAUCGCUUAAGGUUACAGUAUAAUAAACUAAACAAUAAGGAUGAUCGUAAAUUUAUUUAAUUUAAUCAACAUACAUACAACACAUUAUAUGAUAAAAAAUAUUCAAUCAAUAUUCAAUGUACAUGUAGCAUAUUUAAAAUAGAACACAAGGUACGUACAUGCACAUGAAAAAUUAUCUGAUACGCUCUGUUUUAUACCAUACAUUUUAUCAUAAUUAUCGAUUGCUGGUAAUUAUUUAAUUAUCAUUAAAACUGUGUAGCUUUGAUAUGCAUCUCAAAGGAUGACAAUUUGCAGUGUUUCUCAAACUGCGACUAACUUUACACCUAAUUUAGCGUCUUUUGUCUGCUUGAUUGCGCUGUUUUCACAACUCGAAUAUUUUUAGCACCGACCAGACAAGAAAGUGUCCUCGAAUAAUUGCUUGUUAAUUAGGUGUGAAAUGCCUUUCAGGGACCGGCACACGUCCUCGAGUUAUCGAAAAUCGCAUGUUUGAGUUAUUGCGGGUAUUUUUAUAUAGAAAUUAAAGGAAAAUGAUAGGGACUUCCUUUAAUGCUCGAGUAAUCGCCAGUUUUCGAGAAAUCGCCAGCUCGAGUUAUUGCAAUUCUACUGUACAUUUAAUAAUUAUGAACUUAGAGAGAAUAGUAAUAAGUUUUAAAAUGUGUUUGCUUUCAUUUCUAAAGUAUGUUUAAUUGAAUUCAGUUAGAAGUACAAUAAUUUAUUACAUUCAAGAUAAAAAAUAUGUCCAACUUUAUAAACAUGAACAUCAUGGAAGGAUUAUACAGUUUUAUAAUAUAAUCAUACAACUGUUAUAAAAACAAUUUCCGUCAAAUAUACUAUUCCCAACUUAGUUUUUAGCUACAACUUGAACAAAAAAUAUUAUUUCAUAUGUUUCACAGUUGUCUAUAAUAAUUUUACAAACAAAUAAAAAGGAAGUCACAUUUGCGAUUUGAUAGCCACCAGUUUUAGAGUGUGUGUUACUUGAAAUAACAGUUUUACCAAGUUCUUGAUUUUACGCUGUCAUUGUUGGUUGAUGUAAAAUAUUUUUAUUUUAUUAUUAUUAACUGUGUUUGUUGGAAGCGAUUUUUUAGGAGAAUAAGAUGUUUAAUAUUGGAUCACAAAAUUGAACACAUUUUCAAUUUAGUAAGAGAUAGUUAAUUUAGAAUUAUAGAAUCAUACAAGAGCUGUCUCCAUAGGAAGACAUAUGCCCCCGAAAACACUUUUUGGAAACCUAAACGCAGAUUUUGAAACCUUAAGGCGGACCCUAAGGUCAAGGUCAUAGUGGUCAAAAUUUGUGUACGUAUGGAUAGGCCUUGUCCAUGUACACAUGCAUACCAAAUAUGAAGGUUACAUCUGAAGCGACAUAGAAGUUAUGAGCAUUUUUUGAAACCUAAACGCAAAAGUGUGACAGACAGACGGGCAGUGCGAUCACUAUAUGCCCAAUUUCGGGGGCAUAAAAAGAAAGCAUACAUUAUGACCCACCUCAUGGGAAAAUGGGUCUCAUGCAAUAUUUGACCAGUGCAGCUGAGCCUGCACAUCCGUGUUGUCUUGUCAGUCAGUUGAUAACAUACCGGAAUCAUUUUAUGGAAAUUAGAAAAGUAUACUUUUGUUAGUAAAAGCUUGAAUAUUGAAGUAAAUUUUUCAAAAUUAUGAAAUCUGUGAACAUGUCACUUAGGAGUAAAAAAAGAAAUGUUUUCAAAUAUAGUGUUUUAAUAAAAUGUUAAAUUGUGGUGGAUCUUUUUGUAUGACACUUGAGUAAGAAUUUGAAAACUGUAAUGUUUUCAUGUAUCCUUUGAUGCUUUAUUUGUUUCCUCUUCAAGGUGUUGCUUUUUUCAAGGUUAUCCUUGUUAAUAUGUUUCAUAAAUUUAGAGUGUUUAAGCUACAUGUCCAAUCAAUUAUUUAAGUCAUAUUUAAAUCACAAAAUCAAAAAGAGAGUUAAUUUCUAUUAAACAUGUUUAAAUAAAAUAAUCAGGUAUCAUUUGUUUGUGAGUCAAUAUUCAACUAUUAAAAAUUGUUAGGUUUAGAAACAGAAAACAGCUUAUUGAAACGGGAGGCGAAAAACUACAACGGGCGAGGCUUGUAGUUUUCCGCCUCCCUAUUGAAACUUAAUAAACAAUCUUUAUGUUACUUUACAAGAUGAGAAUAAAUUAUAUCAUUCUAAAAUACUGGGCUAUUACCUGUGUGAAUAAAGGUUUGUAUUGGAGCCUGCUUUUUAUAUGUUAAACAACGUGUGCAACCUAAACCUAUGUUUCAGUAUUAUAUGUUAUGAAGUAUGUGUGUAAUUUAUUAUCAGGGGUGCGAUUUAAGAGAGGUCUGAGUGGAAGAAUACUGAUGAGAUGUGCUUAAAUGGCUGACACUCUUCUUAACCCUUUGCCUUAUAGCUACGUACUUCGAAUUUUGACACAUUAGUAGUAGUCCAAAAGAAAGUUAAAUUUUAUUAAAUACCUUUCUUACUAAGUUCAAGUUUUAAAGGUUUCAUUUCGUACCCUUAAAUACUGAUGAGCAGCAAACAGCAUAAAACUUGGACUGACUGAGAGUUAUUUGCAGGCUGUUUUGGUUUUAUGCCGGUUGCAAACAAGCAUUUUCACUUAGCUGCUCGUGGGGAAAGGGUUAAAAAAGAGACAUAUUAUCACGCAUUAUUACAUGUAUUGAGACUUAAAGAUUUUUAGCAAAAAAUAAGAGAUUUUUUCUGAAAACCUUUUUAUUCAAAUUUGUAUUUCACACUAUGGAUGCAAAUUUAACAAAUGGGGGUGAAUAUCUUAUUGUUUGUCAUUUCGUUUCUUGAUACCUGUGAACACUUCUAACAAUUCCUGCACCAAUGUAUUCAUUAAAGCACACAUUAUUAAAGAAGAACCAACGGUCUCUGUAGUUCAUGAUUUCUUACAUGGAAAACUCUUUACCUUAUUAAAAUUGUCCAUGUGUCAUUGAGCACAUUUUUAUUGCUUUCUGAUUUAAAUGUGAACCCACACAUUAUUAAACACCAAAUAAGAUUGAAAUCUGGAAACUGUAAUAUGUGGAUCAUGUUUCCAGGAUUAUAUUUGGAGAGGUUUCAAAAUCUUAUUCGUUCUGGCCACUGAAAAAAACCUUCAGCUGAAUCGUUGGUAAGUCCAUCAAAUUCAUUUGUUUUAAGUUAUACAUGAAUCUCAGAAAUGUAUUCAUAAUUAAUUUUACAGGGUAGCAUAAUCAGUAUCAUUCUGCAAAAAAAAACGUUUUGAAAGGUUUUACUAUCAUAGCAUGUGAAUGAAAUGUUUAAGAUGAAAAAUUCUUAAAUAAAAAGAUAUACCUGGUAUUUGUUAUUACCAAACAAUUUAUGAUUACAUUAAAACAUUGUUUUGUUUAAAGGUAAAACAAAUAAUUCAGAAGUAUUUUUAUGGCCCCAGUAUGGUGGCAUAUAGCAGUUGAACUGUCCGUCAGUCAGUUUGUCAGUAUGUCAGUCUGUCCUUCCGAAAAAAAAAUUAAAAUUGGCCAUAACUUUUCAAAUAUUGAAGAUAGCACCUUGAUAUUUGGCAUGCAUGUGUAUCUCAUGGAGCUGCACAUUUUGAGUGGUAAAAUUUCAAGGUGAACAUCAUCCUUCAAGGUCUAGGGUGGAAAAAACAAAGUCAAGGGAAGUAAUAAGCUUUAAAUGGACAUAGUUAUCUGACCUGCCCACGUAUAUAUUUUUAUGCCCCCCUUCGAAGAAGAGUGGGUAUAUUGCUUUGCACAUGUUGGUCUGUCGGUCCGUCCACCAGGUGGUUUCCGUAUGAUAACUCAAGAACGCUUAGGCCUAGGAUCAUGAAACUUCAUAGGUACAUUGAUCAUGACUCGCAGAUGACCCCUAUUAAUUUUCAGGUCACUAGGUCAAGGUCACGGUGACCCGAAAUAGUAAAAUGGUUUCCGGAUGAUAACUCAAGAACGCUUAUGCCUAGGAUCAUGAAACUUGAUAGGUAGAUUGAUCAUGACUCGCAGAUGACCCCUAUUGAUUUUCAGGUCACUAGGUAAAAGGUCAAGGUCACGGUGACCCGAAAUAGUAAAAUGGUUUCCGGAUGAUAACUCAAGAGCUUAAGGCCUAGGAUCAUGAAACUUGAUAGGUAGAUUGAUCAUGACUCGCAGAUGACCCCUAUUGAUUUUCAGGUCACUAGGUCAAAGGUCAAGGUCACGGUGACCCGAAAUAGUAAAAUGGUUUCCGGAUGAUAACUCAAGAACGCUUAUGCCUAGGAUCAUGAAACUUCGUAGGUAGAUUGAUCAUCACUUGCAGAUGACCCCUAUAGAUUUUCAGGUCACUAGGUCAAAGGUCAAGGUCACGGUGACCAGAAAUAGUAAAAUGGUUUCCGGUUGAUAACUCAAGAACGCUUAUGCCUAGGAUCACAAAACUUAAUAGGUACAUUGAUCAUGACUCGCAGAUGACCCCUAUUGAUUUUGAGGUCACUAGGUCAAAGGUCAAGGUCACGGUGACCCGAAAUAGUAAAAUGGACUCCGGAUGAUAACUGAUGAACACUUAUUCCUAGGAUCAUGAAACUUCAUAGGUAGAUUGAUCAUGACUCGCAGAUGACCCCUAUUGAUUUUCAGGUCACUAGGUCAAAGGUUAAGGUCACGGUGACCCGAAAUAGUAAAAUUGUGUCCGGAUGAUAAGUCAAGAACGUUUAUGGCUAGGCUCAUGAAACUUCAUAGGUACAUUGAUCAUGACUGGCAGAUGACCCCUAUUGAUUUUCAGGUCACUAGAUCAAAGGUCAAGGUCACAGCGACAAAAAACAUAUUCACACAAUGGCUGUCACUACAACGGAGAGCCCAUAUUUGUUAAAUAAAUCAAAGCGGCGCAGUAGGCGGCAUUGUGUUUCUGACAAACACAUUGUGGUAAAAGGUCAAGGUCAUCCUUAACGGUCUACGGUAAAAAAAUACAGAUUUAAGGGAAGUAAUAAGCUUUAAAAAGGGAGAAAAUUAUUCAAUAUUGAACGUAGCCACUUUAUAUAUUUGGCAUGCAUGUGUAUCUCAUGGAGCUGCACAUUUUGAGUGGUGAACCUACAGUCAUGGUAGUGGCUUUUAAUUAUUUGCUACUUAAAAUAGAGAUUUGUUACAAUUAUUUUCAAGGGAGGUAAUUUAUAUAAUUAUAAAUCUCAUAUUAUAUAUUUCCUUACCAAGAAUUGAAGUUCUUUUCACAGUUACUGUACAGAUUUAUUAUUUUGAUUAUUUAUAACCCAAAUGAUUGAUUUCUCAAUUUCAUUUUUUAAAUGAUAUAAUUAUAAUUUCUUUGAUGUUCAUUACAUAUCUGUCCAUAGAUACAUGAUCAACUCAACAAAAUUAUGAAAAAGAAAAAAAAAACUCAACAAAAAAACAAAAAGAAAAAACAAACUCUUGCUAUGAUCUCUUUUAAACCACAGGCCUUGGUUGUCAGUGAUGUCUGACAUGGUCAUAAUUGACUGUGAGACCCCCCCACCUCGGAUGCAUUGGACAAAAUUCAAGGGAAGUAAUAACCUUUAAAGGGAGGUGAUUUCUAUACCUGCGGUGCAGUAGGGGGCAUUGUGUUAUUGUGACAAACACAUCUCUUGUUUUAAAUUGUAUUAAAAAAAUCCAAGCCUAGCAAUUUUCAGAUUGAUUCAACAAUUCUUGGUCACGUGUAUUUCAGCAUUUUCCACCAUGUCAACACUGUACAUCAUUAAUAACUGUGCAAACUUAUGAAAGUUCUUGUUAUUUGUUGUUUACUGCUGAUGUUGUUUCUGUGAACCAUUGUGUUUAUGCUCCAUUGUCACAUGACAUCUUUCUUGUAUUAAGAAUCCCAAACAAAAAUAAAAUGUGUAAAAUGUU
Molecule: messenger RNA, 8573 nt
Organism: Dreissena polymorpha
Lineage: Eukaryota; Metazoa; Mollusca; Bivalvia; Myida; Dreissenidae
Product: phosphorylase b kinase gamma catalytic chain, skeletal muscle/heart isoform-like
Exons: 11
Coding region: 627-1910 (427 amino acids)
Biological process (GO): glycogen biosynthetic process; protein phosphorylation
Cellular component (GO): phosphorylase kinase complex
Molecular function (GO): ATP binding; phosphorylase kinase activity; calmodulin binding
Source: RefSeq, a predicted model, not a curated record